AUGGGAGUUCAUGUUCUUGGCUGCAAGGUUCUAUCCGGCAAAAAUAUCGGUGAUGUUGUAUUCAUUCCUCGGAUGACGUUGGUCCCAUCGAACUCUACUUUGCCCAUUAAGUUCCAGAGGCGACAGUUUCCGUUGAUGUUGUACGUUGCAUUCUCGAGAGUGAAGAGUAGAUCUGGCAUAAAGAUCCUAAUCAAGUCUGAAUCCGGUGAAUCAUCGAGUUCUACUAACAACGUGGUGUACAAAGAAGUAUAUUUGCAAGUGAUUUUUUUCUCUAGCAUAUCCGGUAUAGUCGCUUUUGGUUAA
Molecule: messenger RNA, 303 nt
Organism: Erythranthe guttata (spotted monkey flower)
Lineage: Eukaryota; Viridiplantae; Streptophyta; Magnoliopsida; Lamiales; Phrymaceae
Biological process (GO): DNA replication
Cellular component (GO): replication fork
Source: RefSeq, a predicted model, not a curated record